AUGAAAAAACGAUACGAGUUUCUCAUCGGAGAGGUUGCUGGAACUCCAUUUGAUGAAAAAAAGAAAAAAAACAAAAGAACAAGGAAGGUAGAUCAAAUGAUUCUUCCUGUAAACGAAGAUGAUGAUCAAAUUAUUGCUGCAAUUGACAGCCUAUUA
Messenger RNA from Dentiscutata erythropus, 156 nucleotides. The record is from the annotation of a GenBank genome assembly. NCBI's taxonomy places the organism in Eukaryota, Fungi, Glomeromycota, Glomeromycetes, Diversisporales, Gigasporaceae.